Messenger RNA from Cantharellus anzutake, 594 nucleotides. RefSeq lists its product as uncharacterized. The transcript has a single exon. The record is from RefSeq and is a predicted model, not a curated record. Lineage: Eukaryota; Fungi; Basidiomycota; Agaricomycetes; Cantharellales; Hydnaceae. Bases 1 to 594 code for a protein of 197 amino acids.
AUGGACAUCUUUGAGGACUUCAAUCUCGCACAUGCCUUUAUGCAUUGCAAGGUGAAGCGCAUUGACCAGUAUGACUGGGUUAAGAAUUUGGGGCUCUUCUUCCUCCCAAAAGGAGUGCAAGCACCUCCUGGUGGCAAGUCCUGGACCCACCUGGCUUAUUGGAAUGAGUGGGGCAGUUUCAAGGAGAACCAGGACAUCACUGAGAGAGACGUGCAACUGGUCCGGAAGCAGAUCUUCAAGCGUUUUUCAAGGGCAGUCUGGCUUGUGAUCGCAGCAUCCGAUCGCCUUUGGAAUACCCGCAAGUGGAUGGAAGGUGAGAUGUUCCCAAGGGGUGCAGAUCCCAACCUCACUGCUCCCAUUGUACUUCUCAACCCAGAGUUCAGACUCAGCCAGAUCCAAUGGCUUCGUGGACUAAGAAGUGCCAGAGACAGAGAGCGUCAAGCGGUGGUGAAAGAGGCAGAGGAAAGUGAAGAGGAUGGACGGAUGUGUGAAGUGCAGAGUGUUGGGCAUGACUCUAAACUGGUUAUUCUGACUGACACGGAAGAGGAGCUAGUCAUUUUGAGUGACACAGACGACAAGCUAGUUGUUCUGUGA